This is a messenger RNA of Gastrolobium bilobum, 750 nucleotides long. RefSeq lists its product as uncharacterized. The transcript has a single exon. NCBI's taxonomy places the organism in Eukaryota, Viridiplantae, Streptophyta, Magnoliopsida, Fabales, Fabaceae. The coding region runs from base 1 to 750 and encodes 249 amino acids. The record is from RefSeq and is a predicted model, not a curated record.
AUGGGUAUAGAGGUACUGGAAAAGGAAGGCAAGCAAGGAAGUGAAACAAGUUUGGUAAAUGCAGGGUCUGAAAUUGUUUCAACACAGGGAAGAAAACUUGUUUACUACAAGGACAAAUUACUUGUAUUAAACGGGGAUGGGGGGUCAGACAGUGACCAGGCUGAGCAAAGAGAGUUGAGGAGAAUGGAAGAAGAGGAAGAAAGCCAGUGGGGUGCUCUUCUGGAGAUAGAUUCAGAGGAUCAUAUGUGCCCUACAUACAAGGUCACCAAAGAGAAACUUAAGCAAGACUGUCAAAAAUGGAGAAAGUCACUGAUCAUCAAACUGAUGGGGAAACGUCUGAACACUAGGUUCCUGAUGACAAGGCUGAAACAUAUGUGGGUGUUGAGGAGCAACUACGAGCUUAUUGAUUUGGACAAUGACUUUCUGUUAAUUCGCUUCAUGGAUGAACAAGAUUAUCAGCAUGUCCUCCAUGAUGGACCUUGGAUUGUAGCGGACCACUACGUUGUAGUCCAAAGAUGGAGGCCACUAUUUGACCCUUACGAUGAAUCUUUCAAGAAGUUGGCAGUGUGGGUGAGGAUACCGGGACUCCCUAUGGAACUAUACUCAUCCUCACGCCUGUGGAAAAUAGGAGGAUUAUUUGGCAGGACCUUGAAGAUAGAUAGGAACUCUCUAAAGAAGAUGGAGGGGGUGGAAGGAGAAGUGACAAAGAGGGCUAAAUUCGCCUGGAUAUAUGUUGAGGUGGAUUUAUAA